Molecule: messenger RNA, 708 nt
Organism: Dentiscutata erythropus
Lineage: Eukaryota; Fungi; Glomeromycota; Glomeromycetes; Diversisporales; Gigasporaceae
Source: the annotation of a GenBank genome assembly
CCGGUUAAUGUAUUUAAUAAUGGUGAUAUUGUAUUUAUCUCCGGUAAAUAUAUUAUUGAAAGCUCUGAACUACAUUUUGCUAUUGCAUAUGCAAGUGUUGUUAAUAAUAAAAAUCUCAACAGAGAAUUUGAUGUGACUGAUCUUCCUGAAUGUGUACCACAUUGUGUAUACUUAGUAACUGUUAAUUGUAAACCAAAACAAAUCGAAGAUUUUAUUUAUUUUGGUGCAGAAACUAUAGAAUAUAAUUCAGUUACUUCUAAUUCUGAUAUCAAAAUGGACAUGACCAUUGUUUAUCCUCUCAAAUCACCAAAAUUUAAAUAUUUGGCUACAGAUAUUGACUAUUUGAAAACUUCAGCUAUUAAUAUUAAUCUGGUUAAAAGCUUCUCUCUUGCAACACCAAAUGCGCCAUCAAUUAUUGAUCUUAUUGACGAUAAUCUCAAUUCUGCCAAUCCCCAAACAUCUGAAAAAUCUACUAAACCCUUCAAUAUACAAAAUGUUGAUAUAGAGAAUAAUAACCUGCCUGAUUCUGUAAGUUUAGAUAAUAAAGAUUAUAAAAAACAAUCUGAAGAUAAUAAAAAAACUGUGAAAUCAGAUAAUGAGGAAGAUUUAUAUAAUGAGUUUGAAGAAAACCAAAAGGUACAUCUUAAAAAGAGAAAAGGAAAUACUGCUAAAGCUCAAAAAGAAAAGGGAAAGAAAGUUAAAAAAUAA